AUGCCGGACUACGUACUGAUUUGUGAUAAUAGCUCCGUCCCCACCAACGACCAGAUCCUGGUCCCUGAGACUCUCCUCAAGAAGAGAAAGAGCCAGGAGAAGGCCCGCGCUGAGCGCACCGCCCUCAUCGAGAAGAAGAAGGCUGCCAACAAGGAGAAGCGUGGUGUCAUCUUCAAGCGUGCUGAGAAGUACGUCAAGGAGUACCGCGACACUGAGCGCGAGAAGAUCCGCCUUGCCCGUGCUGCCAAGGCCGAUGACUCCGUCUACGUCCCUGCUGAGUCUCGCCUGAUCUUCGUCGUCCGCAUCAAGGGUAUCAACAAGAUUGCCCCCAAGCCCCGCAAGAUCCUCCAGCUCCUCCGUCUCCUCCAGAUCAACAACGGUGUCUUCAUCAAGGUCACCAAGGCCACUACUGAGAUGCUCAAGGUUGUUGAGCCCUGGAUCGCCUACGGUUACCCCAACCUAAAGUCCGUCAAGGAGCUCGUCUACAAGCGCGGAUACGGAAAGGUCAACAAGCAGCGUGUUGCCCUUACCGACAACGCCAUCGUCGAGGAGUCUCUCGGCCAGUACGGCAUUGUCUGUCUCGAGGAUCUCGUCCACGAGAUCUUCACCGUCGGCCCCAACUUCAAGCAGGCCUCCAACUUCCUGUGGCCCUUCAAGCUCAGCAACCCCAACGGUGGCUUCCGCCCCCGCAAGUUCAAGCACUUCAUCGAGGGUGGUGACCUUGGCAACCGCGAGGAGGCCAUCAACGCUCUCAUCCGCCAGAUGAACUAA
Molecule: messenger RNA, 771 nt
Organism: Clonostachys byssicola
Lineage: Eukaryota; Fungi; Ascomycota; Sordariomycetes; Hypocreales; Bionectriaceae
Source: the annotation of a GenBank genome assembly